CCCUGUUUGAAAGCCUCUGCACCGUUCCCAGCGGAGGGGUGCCCCUCGGGGUCAUCGUCCAACCUGGAGCCGCGCAAGGACUCUGACUCCACCGAGAAGCCGUACCAAUGCAGGGACUGCGGGAAGGGAUUCAACUGCCCGUCCCAGCUGGAAACGCACCGACGCAUUCACACUGGGGAGAAGCCCUUCAUCUGCCCCGUGUGCGAGAAGGGCUUCGCUCAGCUGUGCAACCUGCUGACCCACCGGCGGCUUCACACCGGGGAGAGGCCGUUCACCUGCUCCGAUUGUGGAAGGGGCUUCACGCAGUCGUCCAACCUGCUGAGACACCGGCGCACUCAUACGGACAUGAGGCCCUUUCGAUGCCCAGACUGUGACAAGAGCUUCAAGACCACCAGGGACCUGAUGACGCACCUGGGCACACACACCGGGGAGAGGCCGUUCACCUGCUCUGUGUGUGCCAAGGGAUUCACUCGGCCCUCUCACUUGCUGAGGCACCAGCAGGUUCACCUGCGAUUGCUGGGAUUUCAUUCGCGGAACAUGGUUCCCUGAAAGCGGCGCCUCCCAGUGGACAGGGUGAUAAAGAAGGCUUUUGGCACGUUGGCCUUCAUCAGUCAGGAUAUUGAGUACAGAUUUUGGGACAUUAUGUUGCAGUUCUACAAGAGACGUUGGUGAGGCCAUAUUUGGUGUACAGGCACCUCGUGUUAUACACAGUGGUUACGCACUUCAAAAGAGGUGGCACAGUCUCACAGCUGGCGGAAUGACUGCCUCACAGCGCCAGAGACCCGGCCUCGAUUCCGACCUCGGGUGCAGUCUGUGCACUUUUUGCAUUUUCUUCCUGUGAUCACGUGGGUUGCUCCAGUGUCCAGUGUCCUCCCCCAUCCCAAAGGCGUGCGGGUUAGUAGGUUAAUUGGCCCCUGUAAAUUGCCCCCUAGUGUGCAAGAUGUGAAAAUGGGAUAACCUAGGGCUAGUGUACCGGUGAUAGAUGGUCAGUGUGGACUCGAUGGGCUGAAGGCCCUAUUCCCAUGCUGUAUCCCUUAAAGCUAAAACUAAAAAACCAAAAAAAACUAAUACAAAACCAGCGCGUAUUUCAAAUACAAGUAAAUUAAUGCAUAACUGAAAGAACAGGCUUUGGUAUUAAUAAAAUAAGCGUGUUAUUCCAAAAAUGCAUAAAUCAAAUAAGCAAAAUGUGAGGUGCCUGUAUUGUGUUCAGUAUCGGUUCAUCCUGUUGCAGGAACGAUGUUGUCAAGCUAGUGAGAGUGCAGAGAAAUUUAACGGGGAUGUUGCCAGGACUUGAGAACCUGAGUUAUCGGGGGAGGUUGCGCAGGCAUGAAGUUUAUAUCAUGGCUGAAGGGUGAUCUUGUAGAGGUGUAUAAAUAGGAUGAUUGCACAGUCUUUUACCCAGGUUAGGGGAAUCUUGAGGUUGUAGGUUUAAGGUGAAUGGGGUAAGAUUUAAUAGGAACGUGAAGGGCAACUUUGUCACCCAUAUGGUGGUGCAUAUAUAGUAUGAGCUGCCAGAGGUGAUAGUUGAGCCGGGUGCUUUUAACAGCAUUUAAAAGACAUUUGAACAAGUACAUGGAUAGUAGAGGUUUAGAGGGAUAGUGGUCGAACGCGUGCUAAGGCAACUAGUUUAGAUGGGGCAUCUUAGGUAGGCAACAGUGCUGGAGAAACUCAGCGGGGGCAGCAGCAUCUAUGGAGCGAAGGAAAUCUUGGUCGGUAUAGACAAGUUGGGCCUGUUUCCGUGAUCUAUGACUAUGAGCCAAAAAUACAGAACAUUAAAGAAAGUACAGCAUAGCAACAGGCCCUUCAGUCCACAACGUAUGCUGUACAUAAUGCCAAGAGAAAUUAAUCUGGUCUGCUGCUUACAGUCAGAACUGAUGUACAUUUGUUCAGGAAGUGUACAAAUGUAUUCUUAAUAACCAUUAUACAAGUAAUUCUGCUGUAACAUGUGUUUCCAUAACGUUAUUUGGAUAAGUGGGGUACCACGAGGCUUGGUGCUGGGACUACAGCUAUUUGCAGUAUGCAUUAAUGAUUUAGAUGAAGGGAUUAAAAGUGACAUUAGCAAUGACACAAAGCUGGGUGGCAGUGUGAACUGUGAAGAGGAUGCUAUGAGGAUGCAGGGCGACUUGGACAGGUUGGGUGAGUGGGCAGAUGCAUGGCAGAUGCUGUUUAAUGUGGAUAAAUGUGAGGUUAUCCGCUUUGGUGGCAAAAACAGGAAGGCAGAUUAUUAUCUGAAUGGUGUCAAGUUAGGAAAAGGGGAAGUACAACAAGAUCUGGGGGGUCCUUGUUCAUCAGUCACUGAAAGUAAGCAUGCAGGUGCAGCAGGCAGUGAAGAAAGCUAAUGACAUGUUGGCCUUCAUAACAAGAGGAAUUGAGUAUAGGAGCAAAGAGGUCCUUCUGCAGUUGUACAGGACUCUAAUGAGACCACAGGUGGAGCAUUGUAUUCAGUUUCGGUCUCCAAAUUUGAGGAAGGAUAUUCUUGCUAUUGAGGCAGUGUAGCGUAGUUUCACGAUGUUAAUUCCCGGGAUGGCAGGACUGUCAUAUGUUGAUAGAAUGGAGCAACUGGGCUUGUAUACACCGGAAAUUAGAAGGAUGAGAGGACAUCUUAUCGACACGUAUCAAAUUAUUAAGGGAUUGGACACGCUAGAGGCAGGAAACAUGUUCCCAAUGUUGGGGGAGUCCAGAACCAUGGGCCACAUUUAAGAAUAAGGGGUAGGCCAAUGAGAACGGAGAUGACGAAAAACGUUUUCACCCGGAGAGUUGUGAAUCUGUGGAAUUCUCUGCCUCAGAAGGCAGUUGAGGCCAAUUCUCUGGAUGCUUUCAAGAGAGAGUUAGAUAGAGCUCUUAAAGAUAGCGGAGUCAAGGGAUACGGGGGGAAGGCAGGAACGGGGUACUGAAUGUGGAUGAUCAGCCAUGAUCACAGUGAAUGGCGGCUCGAUGGCCCAAAUGGUCUACUCCUGCACCUAUAGUCUAUUGUCUAAAACAUGAUUAAUAUAUUAGGGAACAUUAUUUGGAUUAAACUGACCAAAUGGAUCAUUGUGUAAUUUAGAAUAGGAACUGGCAAACCAAUUAAAAGUUACUUGAAAAUUGACAUGCAGAACAAAAUGUCUGUCUUGUAGAGAGAACAGUCUUGGGGGGGAAAAGAGUUUCCUGGCAAAAAUCAAACGCAUUGUCUCUUAACACAGCUUGUCAGUUUCACCGCAAGUGAUCAUGGAAAUUGACAAGCAAUUGAUUCUAUUGAUACUUGAGCUCUGAUACUCGGUUAACAAUGUAACAUAGCUGAUAGUGUUUAUACCUUCAGUAAUACAAAUAAACUUCUAGCUCUUAA
Messenger RNA from Leucoraja erinaceus (little skate), 3325 nucleotides. Its product is annotated as zinc finger protein 239-like. The annotation marks the transcript as partial. Gene Ontology annotation, biological process: regulation of transcription by RNA polymerase II. The transcript has a single exon. Gene Ontology annotation, molecular function: RNA polymerase II cis-regulatory region sequence-specific DNA binding; DNA-binding transcription factor activity, RNA polymerase II-specific. The record is from RefSeq and is a predicted model, not a curated record. Lineage: Eukaryota; Metazoa; Chordata; Chondrichthyes; Rajiformes; Rajidae.